UAUAAUAGGUGAUGAAGAUGGGCGGCGCUGGAGGUGUGCGAGAGUUGGACGGUCCGGUGGCGACGGCCGGCACGCCGGGGAGGGAGAAGUCGAAGGAGAGGCGGGGCAGGGCGGGCGCCGUACUCCUCGUCUGCCUGAUGUCGCUGCCGUUCCUCGCGAUCCUCCUCCACGGGCGGGAGAGCGCGGCAACGGUUUGGCGGAGCGCUGGCGCCAAGCUGAGCGCGGCGAUGAGUGAAGGGUGUAUGAACGCUUCUCAUGCCAGCACCAGCACGACGGGUGCAACUACCAAGGCCGACGAGCUCCUCGGCGGCCUGCUCGCGCCCGGCUUCGACCGCCGCGCGUGCCUGAGCCGGUACCAAUCCGCGCAGUACUACAAGUACUUCCCUUACGCGCCGUCCCCGUACCUCCUACACAAGCUGCGUGCCUACGAGGCUCGGCACAAGAAGUGCGCCCCCGGCACGCCGCUCUACGCCAAGUCCGUCGCCCAGCUCCGGUCCGGCCGCAGCACCGAGGCCAUGGAGUGUAACUACCUCGUCUGGCUCCCCUACGAAGGCCUUGGCAACCGCAUGCUGUCGAUGCUCAGCGGCUUCGUCUACGCGCUCCUCACCGACCGCGUCCUCCUCGUUGACUUGCCCCAAGACUCCACCGACCUCUUCUGCGAGCCGUUCCCGGAUACGACAUGGGUGCUCCCGCCGGACUUCCCCGUCGCCAACCUGUUCCGGCUCGGGGUGAACCCCGACCAAUCGUACAGGAACCUCCUCGGCAAGAAGAAGAUCGUGAAGGACCCGGCGAACGCGACGGUGCAGUCCGUGCCACCGUACGUGUACUUGAGCCUGGCGCACAAUAUUGAGUUCAUGGACAACCUGUUCUUCUGCAGCGACGACCAGCUCGUGCUCGCGAAGGUGAACUGGCUGCUGCUGUUCAGUGACCUCUACUUCGUGCCGUCGCUGUACUCGAUGGCAGAGUUCCGGGGCGAGCUCCAACGGCUGUUCCCAGCCAAGGAGAGCGUGUCCCAUCUCCUUGCCCGGUACUUGUUCCACCCUUCCAACACCGUGUGGGGCUUGGUCACGAGGUACUACCACUCGUACCUGGCUCAGGCAAGCCAGAGGAUCGGCGUACAGAUCAGGAUAUUCCCCUUUUCUACCAUCCCGGUCGAUGACAUGUACAACCAAAUCCUCGCGUGCUCCCGGCAGGAGCAUAUACUGCCGGAAAUCGAUGGUGACGAGGCGGCGGUGACCGGCAACCUCAGCACGACGAACGGCGACAAUGGUGCGGCGGCAGCCGGCUCCAAGGCCAUCUUGGUCGCGUCUCUGUACGCCGACUACUACGAGAGGAUCCGGUCGACGUACUACGAGCACGCAGCCAAGGGAGGCGUAAGGGUCGGCGUGUUCCAGCCGAGCCACGAGGAGCGGCAGGCGACGGGGAAGCUGGAGCACAACCAGAAGGCGCUCACGGAGAUCUACCUGCUCAGCUUCUCCGAAGUGCUGCUCACGUCCGGGAUGUCCACGUUCGGGUACAUGAGCAGCAGCCUCGCGGGCCUCCGGCCGACGGUUCUGCACACUGCGUUUCACCACAAGGUUCCCAAGACGCCGUGCAUGCGAGCCGUGUCCAUGGAGCCGUGCAACCUCACGCCGCCCAGCGUGAAAUGCCAGGGCACGGCCGUGGACAAGGACCUGGCCCGGCACGUUAACAACUGUGAGGAUGAUCACAGAGGGAUUAAGUUGUUUGAUUAGGCAUUGUUGAUUUUCCUUCGCUGUUUCUACGAGCUUGAUCUUUUCGAAGAAAGGGACUUGAAUCAAAAGCUACUGA
Messenger RNA from Phragmites australis (common reed), 1809 nucleotides. RefSeq names its product probable fucosyltransferase 8. The transcript is spliced from 2 exons. Bases 12 to 1733 code for a protein of 573 amino acids. Gene Ontology annotation, biological process: cell wall biogenesis; xyloglucan biosynthetic process. Gene Ontology annotation, molecular function: galactoside 2-alpha-L-fucosyltransferase activity. Gene Ontology annotation, cellular component: membrane; Golgi apparatus. The record is from RefSeq and is a predicted model, not a curated record. Lineage: Eukaryota; Viridiplantae; Streptophyta; Magnoliopsida; Poales; Poaceae.